CGUGCCCGAGGCCGGCGGCGACGCUCGCGAGCGCGCGCGAACGCGCACGAACGCUGCGUAAGAAAUCGUCUCGAGCGUUGCGUCGCGCGCACCGAGCGUCGCGCGCGGGCACGCGCGCGCGCACCGCGAACGCCGCGAACGUGGACCCGCGCGCCCAUCGGGUGGCGUUCGAGCGCGCGGGAACUGUGAUAUCAUGUCGCACGCGCGCGCGAGCGACGGCGCGAACGGGACGUCGACGCUCGCGAAGGAUGCAGAUGAAAUCCACGCAUCGAACGGUACCGACGCACGCGCGACGUCAAGCGCGAUCGAGCGUACGACGGGCGAUGGGCGCGAGGUUGGACACGAGAGCUGGGAGGUUGUGAGCGGGAAGAAAUCUUCAAAAACGUCUGGUAAAACGAGCGCGGAAAGCGCGGGAACGAGCGAGGAUGGGAAGAAACGAAGAAAUAGUGGAAGCGGCUCUCGCGCUGGGGGGGCGCAGAGGGCGGAUAAGGUGAACGCGGGUAAAGGAAGUCCACCAGACGUUCAAGCGGCGAGCGGCGAGGCCUCGAGCGGCGGCGCCGAACCGUCGGGAUGGGCCGCCAUCGUCACCGGAAGACUUAGCCCGAGCGAAGUGCCGGCGUCGUCGGUGGUGUCAAGUGAGACCACGGGCACACCAGCCGUUGAGCGCCUCAACUUGUCGCGAGAGAAGGAUGAGGCGAUGCGCGAAGUCGCGGCGCAAGACGACUCUACAGAUGGUUCGCCGCGAACCGCGCGCGAGACGCACAUCAUAGACGGAGCUCGCGAAAACGCACAAGCUGUCGGUGCUGGUGCGAAGGCAUUACGUGGCUGGGCUUCUAUUUUAGGUGGCAGUAGCGGAUUCCCCGAGGAAAAUCCUCGAAGCAAGUCGCCGAACGCGACCCAAGAGACGGCGGUAGCGGCAACGGAGGUGGCGCAUGAGCCGACUAAGGCCACGGCGGCGCCUAGCGCUCCGGCGUGGGGUGGAUGGGGAGCUCAAGCACCGCCAAAGGUUGACUUGAAGGCGACGAUGGAAGAGGACGCUGCGGCGGCUGCGGCCGCUCCUCCUCCUCCUCCGCCUUCGAAGAAGGAGUCGAAAAAGACGGAGGACAAGCCAGGCAAACAAAAUGGGCGCAAGAAGGAUUCUAAGAAGGACAAGUCUUCUAGCAAGCAACGUCAGCAAGAUACGUAUCGCAAGGAUAACAAUAAACCGGUCCGAAGCUCGGUGCCGGUGACCAAGGUUUCAGAACCAUCCGUCGACGCGUCUGCUGACCGUCCCAGAGCCCCUAUGACGUCUGAAGUUGAAGAUUUGCUCGUCGCAAAACUGGGAAGUGAGCUGCUUGACUGCGCGCACAUGCAAUUUUUCACUCCCACGGCGCAUUUGCUGAAGAAGGAGAGACGUGCGGUGGACAUCGUCAUUCGAGCCAUGAGCGCCAUCGUUCAGACGCUGUUUCCGGCGACCGGUCUCGAUGUUUUUGGUUCGUACCCUACGCGCGCAUGGGUGCCAGGGUCGAGUAAUUUGGACUUGUCGCUGGAUCUCCCUCCCGAGGCGAUGAUCGCUUCCCAUCCGGAGCGGCGAAUGGAGGCUUUAAAUACGCUCGCCAUGGCUUUGCGUACGAAUCCUUGGGUGCUCGACGUCACCGUCGUCCCGAGCUCGCACAGACCUUUGCUGCGCAUGACGACGCAUACUGCGUUCUUUCAGGCAAUGCCGCAGCAACUGCCGAGUAAAACAUCGGCGUCGAUUGCGGCAGCUAUCGCCGCCGUCACACCGCCGCCGGUAACCUCUGGGGACGGAACGCCGCCUCUGCCACCUGGCCCGCGUCCCGGCGCGCCGCCAUUCGGUAUUCCAGGCUUGGGUCAAAACGGUCUAGGCUUGCCGCUCGAAGUACACAUUUCUCUGAAAGAUGCGAAUCACAAGGGGCUGUCGUCGAUGCAAUUUGUGCAGGCUGCAGAAGAGCAACACGGCGCUUUGGCUCCGUUGGUGUGCGUGCAAAAGGCAGUUUUAGCGAGUAAAGGUUUGCGAGGCGUCUACCGCGGUGGUCUGGGAAGCUACGCGCUCACUUUGAUGGCCCUCACCGCGAUUCAACUUCGCAAUAGCCAAGAGAGCGAAACGGAGGAUGAAACCGUCGUGAGAGUGAGCACGUCCAAGGACGAGGCAAAAAAGUCGGACGAAGACGAGGCCAAUUCGCGAGACGCCCUCAUUCUCGGCCGAGCCAUGUUGAACUUCCUCAAACUGUACGGAUUCGAAACGGAUCUUUCCAAGGACAUUAUUUCAGUGCACAGCGGUGGUGACGGCGUAUGGGGCGUUCUUUCAGAAGCCGCUCAAUUUCCGGCGCCGCUCGGUUCUGGUUUACGCGUCAAGGAUCCAUUAGAUGGAUCAAAUAAUGCUGGAGCGGGAUGUUUCGGCAUUGCGGGUGUGCAAGCAGUAUUCAGAGAGCAGUUGGAAACGCUCCGAAAGGCUGCGGAGAAUGGCUUUGAGAGUAAUGUCCCACUCUUGAUGCAGCUCUUCACGCUAGGUGGAUCGCAAAAAGUCUUUGUCGUUUGAGUAGCACGUUGAUUGAAAAACACGGCGCGCGAAUAAUGCAAUAUUAUUACAUGAACAGCUAAAAUC
Molecule: messenger RNA, 2605 nt
Organism: Ostreococcus lucimarinus CCE9901
Lineage: Eukaryota; Viridiplantae; Chlorophyta; Mamiellophyceae; Mamiellales; Bathycoccaceae
Exons: 1
Coding region: 194-2539 (781 amino acids)
Biological process (GO): RNA 3'-end processing
Cellular component (GO): nucleolus; TRAMP complex
Molecular function (GO): poly(A) RNA polymerase activity; mRNA binding
Source: RefSeq, a predicted model, not a curated record